UCUCUUAUUUCCGUAUUAGCUCCACUUUGUGUUCUCUCCUCACACUGCAUCUCUAUUCCACUUUCUCUCUCUAGACCCAGCUUCUCCGAAGCAUCCAUCUCCGAAGCAUCUUUGAAACCCCACUGCAUUUUAUGAGAAUAUCUCAUAUCCCUAAGAAUUCAUUUCCAAAGUUUCUUUUUAUCUGGCAAUUCCAAAGCUGAUCUCUACCCUAUAUAUUCAUAAACAGAGCCCUGUACUGGUCUUCUCUCUCUUCUUUCCCUUUCUAAAUUUAAUUGGGGUUUUAGGUCAAAAUCGAGAAUCAUGACUGUGUUAUCAAAAUCUCUGCCGGUAGGUUACCGAUUUCGUCCGACCGACGAAGAACUCAUCAAUCAUUACUUGAAGUUGAAGAUCAACGGUCAUCAUGAAGAAGUCUGCGUGAUCCGAGAAGUGGAUGUCUGUAAACUCGAACCCUGGGAUUUGCCUGGUUUAUCGGUGAUAGAGUCUCAGGACAACGAGUGGUUCUUUUUCUGUCCGAAGGAUCGGAAGUAUCAGAAUGGACAGAGAUGGAAUAGAGCAACAGAGAAAGGGUACUGGAAGGCGACAGGAAAGGAUAGGUCGAUCAAGGUUGGUAGGGCCAUGCGUGUGAUUGGAAUGAAGAAGACUCUGGUCUUCUAUACUGGGCGUGCUCCUUCUGGUGGAAGAACCAACUGGGUUAUGCACGAAUACCGCGCUACCACUAAGGAGCUUGACGGCACCCACCCCGGUCAGGGUGCCUUUGUCCUGUGUCGCCUUUUCAAAAAAAAUGAUGAGAGGUGUGAAAAAAGGAAAGACGAGAACGCUGAAGGUUCAAACUGUGAAGUUGAAGAUCUGUCUUCUCCUACCAUGGUUAACAAGUCAUCUGCUGAAGAUUCGGAGUCGGUAACUCUAAUUAGUGGGUCACCCCCUGAAGUUCUAAUUAGUGGGACACCCCCUGAAGCUCCUUCCCCUACGGAGGUGCACAGUAUCUGUAACUUUGGUGAUAUAGCAUCUAUCCCGCCGCCGGAUCCAGAGCUGGAUGAAAUGUUGAAAGACUUUUGCGAGACAAUACCAGAUGGCAAAAUGUUCUUGCCAUUGCAUUCGCAGAUGCAAAUGGAGUUUGGAUCUCCAGGUUUGCAUUUUUCCUUCACCAAUGAUGGUAACGAUGCCAACAAAGGCAUGCAGUUUCAGAAUGUCGCAAAUGACCCGGAGUUUACCGCAUUCUUGAAUGAAGUCUUUGUUGACACAGAGGAAAACUCCUGUGAAGAUUCUGGAGGUCACAAGAAUUUGGGCAUUGGAAGUGUAGAACAGCCGCAAGCACUGAUGAAAGCAGUAGUGUGGGAUGGUGAAGGUCACGGGAUGCUUGGGCAGAACUUCAGCCCUCCAGUUGUGAAAACAUCUCCAGGAGCUUGGGAAACUGCUGCUAUUAGCAAUCUAGAGAAGGAUGGAGAUGUUUUACUGCAGCCGGGUCGUGCUCAUGGACUGCAUGGUUUUACUGCUAAUUCUCCUGGCGAGCGCUCUGGUAAUUUGAGGAAUAGUUUUGAAGAAUCAAGCAGUCAUAGCAAUGCAGCAGCCGGUGGUGGUACGGGAAUAAGAAUAAGAAGUAGAUCUCACCAACCACAAAGUCGAACUAUUGCCCAAAACAUCCAUGGAACUGCACCAAGAAGAAUCCGUUUGCAGACGAAAUUUCAAGUUGGAUUGGUUAAUUGCAGCAACUUGCCAGACUCGAGCAAUAACGAAGAUAACCACGAAGUAAAACCAACAGUGACCGAGGCUGAAAAACCCAGAGCGUCCUCCAAGGUUCGUCGAGCGUCUUCAAUUAUGCUUAGGUCACUUGCGGGUGUAGGCUUCUUCAUAAUUAUUGUUGGCAUGUGGAGAUGCCUUAAAUUUUGAAAUUACGUAUUAGAGAUUGAGGACUUGUUUAUGUGCAUAGUUGACCCUAGUUAAUUUGUAGGCAGUGAUUGUUGUAUGUACUGAUUUCUAAAGUUUGUUUAUUAUACUCCUAUCCAUUUAUGUAUACAUUGGAAUAUUUGUUGAAAUGUGGUCUUGUCUUUGUAUGCUGUA
Cornus florida is the source of this 2058-nucleotide messenger RNA. Its product is annotated as protein NTM1-like 9. Gene Ontology annotation, biological process: regulation of DNA-templated transcription. NCBI's taxonomy places the organism in Eukaryota, Viridiplantae, Streptophyta, Magnoliopsida, Cornales, Cornaceae. The transcript is spliced from 6 exons. The coding region runs from base 301 to 1887 and encodes 528 amino acids. Gene Ontology annotation, molecular function: DNA binding. The record is from RefSeq and is a predicted model, not a curated record.